AUGCCUGCUUCGUUUCAGGGCAGGCCUGUGCUCGUCCUAGAGGUCGUGCGGCCGUCGACAUCGGCAACCACUGACGACCUGGUGCAGCUAGCGGAGCAGUAUGUCCAGUGGGGGGCAGAUGCGCUGUGUGUGCCCACGGACAUCGAGGCCAGCCUCAGUGGCCUGAAGGAUCUCUUUGUCAUUUCGAGGGCCACAAAAGUUCCAGUUUUGGCCAAGGACUGGUAUAUACAUCCCAUCCAGAUUGCUGAUGCAAAGGACGCGGGAGCUGCUGGUGUCCUGGGUGUGAUCGCUUCAGUUUCAGCGAAAGGGGCUCCAAUCAUGAGCAGCUUUGCAGCCGCCAUUGGCCUGGACGCUCCGGUUGAGGUUGUGAAUGCAAAAGAGGUGCAAGCUUUGGGUGAUUUGGGGGUGUCGCUGUUUGGUAUCAACAUAUCUGUCCGAUUGUCGAUCUCCAUCCCAGGGUUUGCCACAGAUAUUGCCAAGGGCGUCAUCACCCAACUGCCAUUUGGGGCCAUAUCUCUUCUUGGUGUCCAGUCGCUGGAGGAAGCUGUGAAGGGUCGAGCGGCAGGGGCAGACGCUCUUCUCAUCAAAGAGGAAAUGUUGGCCCGCCAUGAAGGACCAGUGGAGGAGUUGUUGGAGCAGCUAAAGUACCUAACGAGCGGAGACGAUUGA
Messenger RNA from Ostreobium quekettii, 669 nucleotides. NCBI's taxonomy places the organism in Eukaryota, Viridiplantae, Chlorophyta, Ulvophyceae, Bryopsidales, Ostreobiaceae. The record is from the annotation of a GenBank genome assembly.